Messenger RNA from Misgurnus anguillicaudatus (oriental weatherfish), 787 nucleotides. It is a transcript of the gene ssna1, whose product is annotated as Sjogren syndrome nuclear autoantigen 1. The record is from RefSeq and is a predicted model, not a curated record. NCBI's taxonomy places the organism in Eukaryota, Metazoa, Chordata, Actinopteri, Cypriniformes, Cobitidae. Gene Ontology annotation, biological process: axon extension. Gene Ontology annotation, cellular component: ciliary basal body; axon; centrosome.
CGCGUCUUGGGUGUUCCCAUGGAAACAGGAGGGAGACUUGAGUUAGCUGCUUCUGGAAUGUUUUCUAAGUAAAGAUACUCCCCUGUAGGAUCGACGUAUUUAACGUCUGCCAAAUUGUGUUUUAACUCUAGUAAACGUUUGGCUUUGAAGGUACAAGAAGCCACCGGUCUUUACUGCUAAGCUGUAUUAAACACUUUGUAGCUGGUGAAAGAGUUACUACAGUGGCCUCGCCUAUGAGCUAGCGAGCUAGCCUGCUAAUCAGAAUGACCCAGCAAGGAGCUGCGCUGCAAACUUACAACAAUGAACUUGUCAAGUGUAUAGAGGAACUGGGUUCUAAACGAGAAGAGCUGAACAGGUUGAUCCAGCAGGAAGAGGCAGAGAAGGCUCGACUGCAGCACGACAUCCGCGUGCUGACGGAGAAACUGAGUCGCGUGAACGAGAGCCUGGCACGCCGUCUCAGUGCUCGCGCUGACUUUGACCGCACCAUCGCAGAGACGGAGGCUGCGUACAUGAAGAUUCUUGAAAGCUCUCAGACACUUUUAAGCGUUCUGAAGAAGGAGACAGGAAAUCUGACUAAAGCCACUGAACCCAGAAUUGGGAAAGAUCAUUGAAUAUGGCUAAAUGUCCUUCCAUUCUUUAGCAUUUCUUUAUCAUCCUUUUUUAUUCCUAUCAGGACCCCCUGUAUGUGAAGUGUAUAUAUUUGUCAUAAUGUUUUGAUAUGGAUUUAGUGUUUUAAUAUAUGAUGUUUAUUUCAGUGUAAUGUUUUAAUAAAGAUAAAUGUAUUAUA